AUGGACCCAUCACGACAAUACAUGCUGCCUCAAGGGUAUGCCGAAGCCUCCACUCAACAACCUUACCUGCUGGGCGGGCAAGGAGGAGAGCCUAGACAGCAUCCUGUCGAAAUACACCACCCCAUGCCCUCGAUACAUGCCACGCCAAUGGACAUCUCGGCCGCGCUGACAACCAGACCAAAGCCUUCGAGAGAGGGAAUCCGAGGUGGUAGAAGACCAGACAACCAACCACUCGUAUAUCGAGAGCUGCCCUCAUUCCCAAAGUUCGACGAAUCAAUCCCGAAUGAUGCAUCAAUCGAAGAAAUCUGUGUCAGAUACCCAAACCACCUUCGUGGAAGAUAUCUUGAGUCGUUCAUUCAGUGGCGCUGGACCGCCAAUGACAUAUACAACCGCCUGACACAGCAAGCGAUCAAGGAAUUCGAGGAGAAUGGCAUCGCCACCUGCGCGUCUUUCAGUAAUCGAGCCAACUUCCUCUUCAAACGCCUUGAUGCAUAUCUCAGCAAACUCAGCACCGGCGAGGUCGAAGCUCUUUGCACCGGUCCCAAAAUCCGCCCUUGUAUGAUGGAUGGGAGAGAAAUGUAUGGCGCCUCGAAGCUGCAAGGGAAGUUCAGAAACCCAAAGGCCACGCCGGUGAGGAAGCUUUCUUUUCGGCCUCGCCAGCGGAAGGGUCAUGUUGAAACGCUGCGAACCACUCUACCACAGCCUCCAUCAAACAUGCCGUGGGCAUCGGGUAGCCAGCUCGAAGACUUCAAGAAGGUCAUGGCGAACCACUUCACGACCCAGGUCAUGUAUGCGGACACCAUCAUCGACGCUGAUGCGUUCUACUCGAACAGCAACUCUGGGCAACGCCAUCGAUGCGUCCUGCAAAUGCUCAAUAUCCCAGUCAAUAGCCAUACAGAGGGCCUAUUCGAGUUUCACCGGAUUGAGGACUGCCCGAGAUUUGCAGCGUUGAUUGACAGCAAAGUCAGAGAGAUGAUUAGUCAAGAGCAGGUUUCUCGAGGCCAUGUGGCUUUACCGGCAACGUCUGACAGCGCUGCUCAGCAGGAACAAUGGGUUAUGGACCGCAACAACGCAGUAGCACGCAUUCUGGAUGAGCAGCAGACCAUCACAUCGACCUUGAAGGAACAUGCGCGAAACGCUCAUUUUUCCACUUCGGCCAGCCACCAGCAAUUCGGACUUGUACACCAGACAGUUCAAGCAGUGGCGGACUCUGUCAACGUCGUUCCAUCGAUUGAGAUAGACCAUGUACAGGGAAAUCACAACGCCUAUCAGCAGAUUCCGGACAUGCCUUAUGCUAGGGAAGGGUUCGUUGAUCCGACGAUGGGAUUGGGUGGAAGCAACAAGCGAGCGAGGGUUGAAGAACCUGUCGAGAAUGCAGCCACCAAGCGGGUGAAAGUGGAAAGUCCACAAAUGGCAGGAGGAUUCGGCUCUUCAUACUUUGUCACUGAACCGCGGUACCCUGAGCAGAACGCGCCAUUUGGAGCCGAUUUUCAACCGGCUUUCCAGCCUGAGAACAGUGGGCUUAGAAUGGGACACCGUCAACCACUGGCCUAUCCAGUGCAAAAUAUGGGCUAUGGGGGUGAACAGGUGGAGGGUCGAGAUCCAGACUUCACCAACGGGUGUGCGCAAUACUGGAUUGACAACCUCCCACAGCUUGGUGACACUUUGGUCGAGGGCGCGGAUGCAUUCCGAGCAGCUGAAGGUCUGCAGACGGGAUUCGAGAUGGGAGCGGUCGAAGAUGAGGUUGAGAAUUUUCUUGUGGUCGGCCAGGGCAAUCAGUGGGAUCUCAUCUUCGGCGAACCGGCUGACAGCGACCUCGAGAUUUCUCAGAUUGACCCAGCGUGGCUGCGCGAGGUCUUCAAUGAUAACUGA
This is a messenger RNA of Exophiala xenobiotica, 1872 nucleotides long. RefSeq lists its product as uncharacterized. NCBI's taxonomy places the organism in Eukaryota, Fungi, Ascomycota, Eurotiomycetes, Chaetothyriales, Herpotrichiellaceae. The record is from RefSeq and is a predicted model, not a curated record. The transcript has a single exon. Bases 1 to 1872 code for a protein of 623 amino acids.